AUGAAUGGUUCUAUGACUAUGGAGACUGCAGCAGAUCGUGCGCUUAAAUUACCAUUGGAGCCUCCGUUUGAUACUUCUGACCACUCGCAUCAUCAUCAUGAUCAUGAGAUUGAGAACGACGAGUUUGUUAAUCAUAGAGCGGGUCGGAGCACCGAGGAAGGAUCGCAGGAACAGUCCCGCGACAACGCAGAACAUGCGAAUAACUACGAUCAACAAAAAUUGGUGUCACUGUCCCCAGAGAUGGGGCCUAGUUUCAUCUCCGGCAAUGAGGCCAGUCCGGAGACUUAUACUGAUGAAAGAAGCGGUGCUGCUGGGAGGAAGAGAUUCAGCGAGUCAGUGACGGAUCCGUCACUGACCGCAGCCGCGGCUGCAGCUGUAGCGUCGAUACAGGAUGUUUGGUCAGAGAACUUCAAUGAGCCGUUGCCGACGAAUAAGGAGGAACGCAUACAGCAGGCUCUUGAGUUCAUGCGGAAUGAAAAGCACGCGCAUGCUGCGGAUAAGAAUAUUAAAAAGCAUUCAAUUCGACAGAUAGCGCUUUUCUUUCAGGUGCCCAAGUCUACGCUGUAUGAUCGGCUAAAGAACAGAGCACUGCUACCGGGCAAUGACAAAGCAGGGAGCGCCGUUGUGGCUAGCGCGGUUAGCACAUAUUCGAUGUCCUCUAGAGCACACAGUCAACAAAUGAAAAUCUCAAUGGAGAAGGAAGAGCUGUUAUUGGUGCAGACGAAAAAGCUAUGCCAUUCGUUGGGGAAUACGAUAAACCUGACUCAUCUGAAGGACUUCAUCACAUCUCUCGCGGACGGGGUUUCGCUAGGUAAAAAAUGGGUGCAUAACUUUACGCGACGUCAUGAUAAUGAUUUGAUUUACGGGACUCUGUCCAGCAGGUUCAAUGUCAGAGUGUCCAACUCUAAGAAUUGUAGAUGCAAUUUCGAAUAUCUUUGGCGGUGCUUCAUACCACUAUUGCAAGAAACCAUCAAACAGCUGCCGCAGGAUGAACCAUUUUAUUAUAUCGCCAAAACAUCUGUCCACCAACCUAGCAUGACAAGCAUCUUCGCAUGUUUUGAGGUGAAACCGAGAGACCUAUCUAUUACACUAUUCGGCGAACCGCAUCUGGUAAUGUUCCCUGACUACUUUGGUAAGUCAUAUGCGCAGAGAGACGCUGGGAAGGAUCCAACGGCCUCAAUUAUGGAUGGACAUGAAAACAUCGACCAUGAGAACCUUCGGGACAGUGAUCCCGCCACAGAACACAUAAUGAACAGACACGAAAAAUUGCAAAAGCACCAUAAAAUAGAGAAGUUGAAUACGGUGUUUGCGAGCAUAUACGAACGCUGCUGCUCCAGCUCGAAUCUAAGUCCAGGAAUUGUGCCCUUGGUGGUGUUUGAGGGCUUCAGCGACCGCUACAACUGGGAUCCAUCGACAGCCAAGGACAUGGUUCACUUGGGACGGUUCCUCGCAGUGCCCUGGAACCAGCAAAUCUUGCAACAGCUCAUAUCAAAGCAGAUGAUGAACGUCGUCAGCAAUGUGACGCGCCGCUCGUCGAUGGUGCCGAGCCAACUCACCGACAUGGAAACAGAUACCGUUUUACACCAUGUUGAUCUGGACUUGGGAGCCUUGAGAGCGAAGCUCACCCAAAUACUACGAACGCAAACUGAGACUCUGCCACCCUCUAUCGAAAGCCACGACCCAGCCCAAGACAAUGAAUUAAACGUGUUCGCAUCAACACUGCGAUCGUCGCCAGACCGAGGACAGGAUGUGGAGAGUAAUUUCCUUGCCCCCAAACUGACAGAGACACAGCAACAGCAUCAAGACAGCCAUCGGCCACUGUCUCCACCGCCUCCGCCUCCGCUUCCACCACAAAUUGCGACAGUCGCAUCUGCCAAUAUCUUCGAAAACUCAUCACUGUCGCAGUUGCAGGACGUCAUCAACCUCAUCGACACAAAUGAAGCUGAACUGUACCGCGGUCUCGCAGACCCUUCUCUGAAGGCCACCUUAAUGGAUAUAUUCCGCAAGAUCAGGGCCAUUCUUCCUCAAUGA
Molecule: messenger RNA, 2031 nt
Organism: Torulaspora globosa
Lineage: Eukaryota; Fungi; Ascomycota; Saccharomycetes; Saccharomycetales; Saccharomycetaceae
Exons: 1
Coding region: 1-2031 (676 amino acids)
Source: RefSeq, a predicted model, not a curated record